AGCGCCGCCGCCGCUGCUCUGGGAAAGACCCCAACCAAGAGCCCGUGGGCAGUAAAGGGGCCCACAGAGGCCGCCGCCGGCGCCGCCUCGGUCACCCCUCCUGCCUUAAGUCAGGCUGCCUUCAGGAUGACAGCUCUGGAGGCCUCUCAAGGCGGGCCCUGCUUGUGGCUGCCAGUGCUGCUGGUCUUGGGCUCUGGCCACGUUCCUGGGGUGACCAGUGAGACCCACUAUCAGCCUGGAGACCCAGUCAUGUUAUAUGUCAACAAGGUGGGGCCUUACCACAAUCCGCAGGAGACCUACCACUACUACCAGCUGCCUGUUUGCUCCCCUGAAAAGAUCCGACACAAGAGCCUCAGCCUGGGCGAAGUGUUGGAUGGUGACCGAAUGGCCGAGUCCAUGUAUCAGAUCCGCUUCAGAGAGAAUGUUGAGAAACGGACUCUCUGCCAGAUGCGAUUAACUUUUGCCCAGGUUGAACGGCUGCGCCAGGCCAUUGAGGAAUUAUACUACUUUGAAUUUGUAGUGGAUGACCUGCCAAUUCGUGGCUUUGUGGGCUACAUGGAAGAGAGUGGUUUCCUUCCACAUAGUCACAAGAUAGGACUCUGGACUCACUUGGAUUUUCACCUUGAAUUCCAUGGGGAUCGAAUUGUUUUUGCCAAUGUCUCAGUUCGUGAUGUCAAGCCUCAUAGCUUGGAUGUGGUACGGCCUGAAGAGCCUCUGGACCUCACUCACACUUACAGUGUGCACUGGUCUGAGACUUCAGCAGAACGUCGGGGAGAUAGGCACCAUGGGGAUGAUGGUGGAUUCUUCCCUCGAACACUGGAGAUCCAUUGGCUGUCUAUUAUCAACUCUAUGGUGCUGGUGUUUCUACUGGUGGGAUUUGUAGCCGUCAUCCUCAUGCGGGUCCUUCGCAAUGACUUAGCCCGCUACAAUUUGGAUGAGGAGCCAAACUCUGGUAGUUCCACCGAUGACUUUGACCAGGGUGACAAUGGCUGGAAGAUUAUCCAUACUGAUGUUUUCCGCUUUCCCCCAUGUCGUGGUCUGCUCUGUGCUGUGCUUGGUGUGGGUGCCCAGUUCCUGGCCCUUGGCACUGGCAUCAUCGUCAUGGCCCUGCUGGGCAUGUUCAAUGUGCACCGGCAUGGCGCCAUCAACUCAGCAGCCAUCUUGCUGUACGCCCUGACCUGUUGCAUUUCUGGCUAUGUGUCCAGCCACUUCUACCGGCAGAUUGGAGGCGAGCGCUGGGUCUGGAACAUCAUUCUCACCACCAGCCUCUUCUCUGUGCCUUUCUUCCUGACUUGGAGUGUGGUGAAUUCUGUGCAUUGGGCCAAUGGAUCGACACAAGCGCUUCCAGCCACUACCAUCCUGCUGCUGCUAACAGUCUGGCUUCUGGUGGGCUUCCCUCUCACUGUCAUAGGUGGCAUCUUUGGUAAGAACAAUGCCACUCCUUUUGAUGCCCCUUGCCGGACCAAGAAUAUAGCCCGGGAGAUCCCGGCCCAGCCCUGGUACAAGUCUACUGUUGUCCACAUGACCAUUGGUGGCUUCUUGCCCUUCAGUGCCAUCUCGGUGGAGCUCUACUACAUCUUCGCCACUGUGUGGGGCCGGGAGCAAUACACGCUCUACGGCAUCCUCUUCUUCGUCUUCGCCAUCCUAUUGAGCGUGGGCGCCUGCAUCUCCAUCGCACUCACCUACUUCCAGCUCUCAGGGGAGGACUAUCGCUGGUGGUGGCGCUCCGUACUCAGCGUGGGCUCCACGGGUCUCUUCAUCUUCUUCUACUCCGUCUUCUACUAUGCGCGGCGCUCCAACAUGUCGGGUCCCGUGCAGACCGUGGAGUUCUUUGGCUACUCCUUCCUUACUGCCUACGUCUUCUUCCUCAUGCUGGGCACCAUCUCCUUCUUCUCUUCCCUCAAGUUCAUCCGCUACAUCUAUGUCAACCUCAAGAUGGACUGAGUUCCAAGCGAAGCCCAGACCCGGGCCCCUCUGCUGCUGGGACAGCUUGCUGCCCUUUCCCGGAGCCAGCCCCCGGGGAAGAAGGAAGGGACAGCAAGUGGAGGAGUGAGGGGGGGUCGUGCCAAGUGGCUUGGCUCCAGCCCUCCUCCCACUGCAAUGUGCUCUUUGAGCCGGCCUCCUCCCCCCGGGGAGAGGCCCUUCAAGUCUAUAAAUAUCUAUAAAUAUCUAUAUAUAGAAGGACUUAUAUAUUAGAAUUUUUAAUUUGCUUUUCGUUUUGGUUCCAAUGAUUUUCUUUUUACAACUGUCACAAUAAAGUUUGUUAAGAAACCACAA
Molecule: messenger RNA, 2277 nt
Organism: Antechinus flavipes (yellow-footed antechinus)
Lineage: Eukaryota; Metazoa; Chordata; Mammalia; Dasyuromorphia; Dasyuridae
Gene: TM9SF1
Product: transmembrane 9 superfamily member 1
Exons: 6
Coding region: 127-1944 (605 amino acids)
Biological process (GO): protein localization to membrane
Cellular component (GO): membrane
Source: RefSeq, a predicted model, not a curated record